Thyridium curvatum is the source of this 1716-nucleotide messenger RNA. RefSeq lists its product as uncharacterized. Bases 1 to 1716 code for a protein of 571 amino acids. Lineage: Eukaryota; Fungi; Ascomycota; Sordariomycetes; Thyridiales; Thyridiaceae. The record is from RefSeq and is a predicted model, not a curated record. Gene Ontology annotation, molecular function: threonine-type endopeptidase activity. The transcript has 3 exons. Gene Ontology annotation, biological process: protein maturation.
AUGAAAAAGAGCUAUGCUUCGGCGGUCAAGAGCCGGAAUUAUCCUCAGGACCGGCCCUGGUACUUGACUCAACCUACACAAUCCAAUGUCCGUGUCACUGGAGACGACACAGUGGACAAUGUCGAGAAGUCCAAGGCAACAACGGCGAUUUUCAUCCAUGCUGGUGCAGGCUUCCACAGCACCGCAAAUGAGGCUGCUCAUCUAGGUGCAUGCAGCGAGGCGGCACACAUUGCCAUGAAAUUCCUCAAUGCAGGCGCAACAGCUGCUGAAGCUGUGGAAGCUGCCAUUAGGUCUCUGGAAGAUACGGAGAUCACUAACGCAGGCUAUGGCAGCAACCUGUCAAUCGAUGGCAAGGUCGAAUGUGAUGCAACUAUUGUUGACCACCUUGGCCGGAGUGGCGCAUGUGGUGCAGUACCCCACAUCAAAAAUCCAAUCUCGCUCGCCAAACUCAUCCUCGACAGGGCCAACCAGCCACUUUCACUCCGUCGAGUCCCCCCCAAUAUCCUUGUGGGAAAUGGCGCUACAGAAUUCGCCCGGGAGCAUGGAAUUCCCAUCGUCCCCAACGACUUCCUCAUCUCUAGAAACGCAAAAGACCGAUACAUUAGGUGGAGCGAGGACCUGAAGCGAGCCGAAUCUAUGGUCCCUUCCUCAGAUGACGAGCAUGAAGAGAGCGAGGCAUCAUCGACCACCAAGUGGCGACCACCGAAACAAAUUCCCCUCCCUGACCAGAGGGAUCAUAUCAACGCGAUCCUCACUGGUACCUUCAACGAAGGUCAGCCGGACUCACCUCAUCCAGGAUCCCCCUCUCCGGUGAAGGAUGGCUCACCGCUUCCGAUUCCGACUCGUCGAGCCUCACAGUCGAGCACCACCACUGUCGGAAAUGGAGGUAAAGCUUCAAGCUGUAGCCCUCUCAAUUACAUGGGAGAUAUGAAAGCCAAGAAGACGAGGGGCUCCCCAAGUAAGCGCACGAGGGUGGAUGGAAAGGAUCACGAAGCUGGGACUGCCUCUCCACCCUUGGCCACGAACACCGAAGCGGCCGUGCUGGAAAAUUGUUCCCGUCACGACGGGCCGGAGGAUAUUGGUCGGAGCUCCUCUGGAAAGGGCAACGCCUCGACACCUCCUCAUGCGAGUGACGGCACAAGCGAUGUCGAAGAUCUGAUCACGGACACUAUUGGUGCUAUCGCCGUUGAUCAGUCGGGCAACAUUGCAGCCGGAUCAUCCUCUGGUGGAAUCGGCAUGAAGCACAGCGGCCGCAUCGGCCCAGCAGCCCUUGUAGGAAUCGGAAGUGCAGUCCUGCCGGUGCAUGCCGAUGACGAAGACGAGACGAGCGUGGCUGCCGUGACCAGCGGCACCGGCGAGCACAUGGCCACCACAAUAGCAGCGUAUACCUGCGCUCAACGGCUGUACCACAAUGCGCGGUCUGGACCGGGAGGACAGCUCGUCGACGAAUAUGAUGAGGCCCAACUGAUGCAGUCUACGAUUCUGGACGACUUCAUCGGCCACCCGGGCGUGAAGGAUCAAAACUCCAAGGGAGCCAUCGGAAUCAUGGCCGUAAAGAAGACGCGCACCGGAUACUACUUCCACUUUGCACACAGCACCGAUUCCUUUGCUCUUGCUUCCAUGUCUUCGAAGGACAAGGCGCCGCGGUGCGUCAUGUCCAGGCUUAAUAAGCAUGGCAAGGUGGCCCAAGGAGCGAGGAAGAUACCCCGAGAUUGA